AUGGCCCCAGUGAAACAACCGAAAAAAGCGUUAAAAUCGAUGGAGAAACCACUAGAGAAGCCAAUAUCAAAAAGAAAGAAGAUGAAGAAGAAAAACUACCAAAGCUUUUCAAUUUACAUCUAUAAGUUACUGAAAACCGUAGCGAAGGAGAAUAUGGGUAUAUCCCAAAAGUCUAUGCUGAUAAUGAACAAUUUCGUGAACGACAUGUUGGAGAGGAUCGCUGAGGAAGCGGCGAGAUUGAUGUUACAUUCAAAGAAGACCACGCUAAGCAGUAGAGAGAUACAGUCGGCCAUAAAACUGCUCGUUCCUGGAGAGUUAGCAAAACACGCUAACAUAGAGGGACUUAAAGCUGUCACCACGUAUAUGAAUAGCAGGACGAAAGAAGCAUCGACAUGA
Parnassius mnemosyne (clouded apollo) is the source of this 396-nucleotide messenger RNA. Lineage: Eukaryota; Metazoa; Arthropoda; Insecta; Lepidoptera; Papilionidae. The record is from the annotation of a GenBank genome assembly.